This is a messenger RNA of Puccinia graminis f. sp. tritici CRL 75-36-700-3, 3085 nucleotides long. RefSeq lists its product as uncharacterized. Bases 102 to 2636 code for a protein of 844 amino acids. The record is from RefSeq and is a predicted model, not a curated record. Lineage: Eukaryota; Fungi; Basidiomycota; Pucciniomycetes; Pucciniales; Pucciniaceae. The transcript is spliced from 5 exons.
AAAAAAUAAGAUCAGCGUGGACUACCACUUUGUAGAAUAAUGUAACAAGGAACAAAUUCCAUCUUUGACCUCGACCAGUCUGUUUAAUCUGAGACCGCGCCAUGGCCAACAAGUACGAGUACCCGCACAUGGUCGAAUGGAAGAACGAAUUGCUCAAGGUCUUCCAAGCGAUUACGACCCCGGGGACAUAUGCGGCGUGGGAGGAGCUUGCGACGACACCGCCGGCCGGCCUGCAUGUCGAUGGAGUGGGAGACAUCGCAAUGCCUCUCGCUGAAGAACGCGUUCGCGAGCUGAUCGUCAACGCCCGUCAGGCUCCCUAUGGCCGUCGAAGCGAGACCCUCGUCGAUCUGUCCGUCCGUAACACUUGGGAAAUCGACGGCGCUCGGUUGCAAUUCCUCGAUCCCGCUUGGAAAGGGUACUUGCACACUUUGGCGAAGCGCGUCGCCAUCCUCCUUGGCGUCGAUGGCCCGAUUCAAUUGGAUUUGUACAAGUUGCUGAUUUAUGAAGAGGGGGCCAUGUUCAAGCCUCACACCGACACUGAACGGACGCCGGGAAUGUUUGGAACCCUGGUGAUUUGUUUACCAUCGGCGCACACGGGCGGUGAAGUGGUUGUGAAGCACAACGGCCAAUCCAAGACUCUGAGAACAUCGGACGCAACACAAUCAUUUGCUUGCUGGUACUCGGACGUGGCCCAUGAAGUUCUGCCCGUCAAAUCCGGCUAUCGAUGCGUCUUGACCUACAACCUGGUCACCCAGCCGGAUCAACCUCGACCAGCCGCAAGUGUAGUUGAAUCGCAAAAAGACCCCCUGCGGAAAAUGAUUGGAUCCUGGCUUGAAGACUUGGCUGCAAACAGCUCGCCCAACAUCCCCAGCUGCCUCUAUCACACUCUGGAUUAUUCGUAUACCGAAGCAGCCAUUUCCCUCAAAGCACUCAAGGCUGAGGACUAUGCCCGAGUACAGACCUUGCGAGACCUUACGGACGAGCUACCGUUUCAGGUUUACUUGGCGUUAAUUGAAAGGACGGAACAAGGAGAAACCGAGGUCUCAUUUCCUAGAAAGCGCCCUCGAUUCGACUGCGAUGAACCUGAGGAUGAGGAUGCGGGCUAUCAUUUUAUCGAGGAGGUGCUCGAGGAGGGCCAUCUGGUGAAGUCACUCCACACACUCGAUGGCAAAAUCGUAGCCAGGGACUACGACUUGAAGAUCAACAACUUCAUCGAGGAUGAGCCUUUCGAUGGUAUCGACGGUAUCGAAGACCACUUCGAACCUUACCAAGGUAAUUGGGGUCCUUCAGCCGUCCACUUGUAUCAAUGGUCAGCUUUAGUCAUUCUACCACAUCAAAGCCUUCCCAAGUAUCUGGCUGCAUGCACAGAUAGAGGCCCGUAUGACGAUCCUCCCAAGAUACCGGUAACUUUUUUUGACUGGGCAAAAGAAUGGAUAGACACACUGCCAGAGGCAGAACGUGUUGAGAAGUAUCGGACGUGGAUUCCAUCAAUCAUUCACCGCAAUCGGUGUGUUGCUGAGCGCUUUGCCUUUGUCGAGAGGGUAUCAAAUCUUAUUGGCAACCCCGCUUUGCCAGAAGCAGCAUUCCCAGGCAAGUCCUGGGCGGAUGGCAUGGUGCACGAUAUUAUCAAAAACCUACUCCAGGUCACUACCAAGGGCGAUGCGCUUCCCAAUGCAGCAGAUGGCCGUGUUGUCGUCUCUGCCAUCUUCAAACUUAAUGAGACUUGGUCUACCAAAUUGGAGCUUAUCAAGUCGCUUUUUGACGCCUUUCCACAAUCUGCAGCUGCUGCAUUUUUAUUCAGCUUGAUUUCUCAAUUCAAGACUCUUGGCACGGCGCCAGAUCUACCGAAUUCCGAGACUAUGGAACUGUGCAGAAGCCUCAGCUCGCGCGUCUUUAACCUCAAGAGAACACCCUCUAAGAUCAUGACUGAGCCACCCAAGUAUGCAUUUGAGAAACCACUAGUGGUCACUGCCCAGGAUCUGAUUCGGUUUGCUUGCGACCUCCACGACUUGAGCACGGAUGCCAACGAUUUGCUAGAGUCGUUUAUCCUCCAAAUCAAUGUUCAUUGUCCCAAGUUCCCAGGGGAAGGGAUCCGCAAGGUCUGGAUCCCGUUCCUCAGUCAACUCAUCCCGGUCCUGGUCUCCCGAUCGAUCUCGAUCGACACCCCGCUAUACCAGCAGCUUGCGCGACAAUUGAUCAAGUACGGGGACGAGAAACUCGGCCCGGCUCCACAAGCAGACCCCAACACCCCAAGGCCACAAAUUACUUGUCCAUGUAGGGACUGUCUGUCUCUCAAACGAUUCCUGAAAGAUCCCCACCAAGUCGUCGGGCGGUUCCCACUCCCCCAAGCCCGACGUCACCAUGUCUACCAGAGCCUUGACGAUCCCGGGUUCGACUGCAUUCGGAAAACUGAACAUAAAGGCAAACCUUAUACCCUCAUCAUCACCAAACGUCUUACCCUGGAGAAUAAGAUCAAGGAGUGGAAGGAUCGUCGGUCUGAGAUCUAUGCCCCGCUUGCUAAAAACAUCCACCAAGAUCUUCUGGAAUCUCUUCUUGGAAAACAAGGAGCUACCCUCGUCCGAUCGGUUGCUGGUGUACAACAAGCAGAUGCUCGGUCUGCUACUCAGACUAAUUGAUUGGCCUCUGUCCUGCCAUUCACCGCAAACCACCACAGUUUCUCUUGUUUUGUCUUCUACAUGCUCAGAAAAAAUUGAUAAUCUGGUGUGGCGUGUCUGCAAUUCUAGACACCCAUACACAUUGACCAUGCACCCAUUAACACGCCAGACACAAAAUUCAUUGUGACCGGUUUUUAGAAGCUGUGGUUGUUGAAGAAUAGAAGUCUUGCUUCAUUCUUCUUUUUUUCUUGUCAUGAUGUACAUAGAAUCACUCUUACUUGAAAAUAAAGUCUGUUAUUCAAGGGUAGGCUCUUUUGCUAUAUAAGACACGUCAAUACCCAAUUGUUGUAUUGUUCUAAAGAUAAAUAAAACUGGAGAGACAAUUUUCCACUCUUGGCCUGUUUCUAGUUGACAUCUGCUUGUCAUGUAUGAUUCCAAUUGAUGCCCAGCCACGUCCUAACUUCUCUCGG